Messenger RNA from Lethenteron reissneri (Far Eastern brook lamprey), 1224 nucleotides. It is a transcript of the gene CDCA5, whose product is annotated as cell division cycle associated 5. Gene Ontology annotation, biological process: double-strand break repair; mitotic sister chromatid cohesion; positive regulation of exit from mitosis. The record is from RefSeq and is a predicted model, not a curated record. Lineage: Eukaryota; Metazoa; Chordata; Hyperoartia; Petromyzontiformes; Petromyzontidae. Gene Ontology annotation, cellular component: nucleus.
CUCCACUCGCGCUGUCGCCCGUGGCUCUUCCCGCCUUUCCUUCCCGCCCUCCUCCCGCAGCUCUCAUCGCCUUCCCGCCACCUCCUCCCCCCACCCCAUGGCGACGAGACGGAAAGCCAAGAGCGGCGGCGCUUCGGGCCCCGCGGAGUCGGGUGCGUCCCGGGGGUCUGCUCCGUGCGGCCGCCCUACGUGCACCACGGCGGUGGAUAUGUCCUCGUGCUCGGAUAUGGACGUGAGCCGCGAGACUCGAGCCGACAGCAAGAGAAGACUCCUCCGAGCCAAGGAGGCAGAAGCAGCAGCUGUCCCAUCUCCGGCCCCGAAGAAGUUUGCUCCCAGGAAGACGAUGGCCAGCGACCUCAUCAAGGACUCAAAACCUCACAAGACCUUGGACCCAUACGACGGUGACUCGGAGAACACCUCGAGCCAAUCCGACUGCCCUCUGUCGCCCAAGCGACGCAGCGUGCGGCUUGGCGCCAUGGAGACCCGCGUCCUGUCGCCACUGAGCACCGGCGGGGCCAAGGCACCGGCGGCGACCACCCCGAUGUCCCAGCGCGUGCGCCGCUCGUACACCCGCCUUCGCCCGGAGCCCGAGUCCCCGUCGCGCCGGGCCUCGCACACGUCUACCCCCACCGAGGGCUUCGUGUCCCAGCGGCCCUCCCUCUUCGGCUUCGAGAGCCUCCUGACCUCGGCGCCCCUGGAGGACGUGUCCCCCUUGCGGUUGGUGCCCCAGGAGACCUUGCAGCAUCUCUCCGCCGCGCUGGACCAGACCUCGUUGGAGCAGGCCUCGCCCGGCAAGCGCAAGCAGUGUUUGCCAGGCAUCGAGCUCGGCGACGAUAAGGCACGGCGGAAACGGUGCAAGAUCGUCAAAAUUGGGGUGCGGGAGUUUGAGAAGCUGGCGGCACAGAUGAAUGCCGAGUUCGAUGAAGCAGAGAAGUUUGAACUCAUUAUGGAAUAACUAACGAUGUUGCACGCUUCAAAACCAAACUGCGUGCGCCUCGGCCUGUAUGUAUAAAGAAUACUCUUCACCUCAACGUGUUGCCAUUUUCUGGUAUUUUGUUACGAACCUCCGGUUGCCUCUUUUGUAUUUAAAUUUUCUCAGCUCGCGUAGCUCCUUGGUAAAGCUGCUCAGCACCCUUGCUUGAACUGUGACGUAGUCGUCUGUAGCGUGUACCGUCCACGCGUUGGCGUAUCGCCACCUGUCAAUAAAACUCCCUUUUGACUCAC